AGUUGUAUAACAAAAGACAAGAAGAUGCCUUCCCCCGGCGGCUUCCCUGCUUCAUGUGGGCGGUUUCAUGAUUGACAAAAACAAACAAUAAACUAAUUUUGUUUAUUAGUUUAAGAUUAAAUGACAUCUAACCGCCCCUAGUAAAAUUUAUAUGCAUGACAUCGCUUCUCUGUAACCAAAAAUAGAAGGCAGGUGAGUUUACCUAACGAAAGAAAACAAGGGAAGAGAAAGGAAAAGAAAAAAAAAAACCUGGAAUGGCCACUCGUAAUUUGGGAUCAUCAAUCCCCGUAGCAAGCGUCAAAGAACUCGUGGCUCAAUCUCUUGACGCCGUGCCGGAGAGGUACCUAAGGGACGUCGACGGUGACUGUGAUUACCCUACCGGAGACUCUUCACUUCAGGUGCCCAUUUUAGACAUGAGCAAGCUUCUUCACCCGCAGUUUCAUCAACUUGAGCUUCAAAAGCUUCAUCAUGCUUGCAAAUAUUGGGGCAUCUUUCAGUUAAUAGGUCAUGAAGUUGGUGGUGAAUCUGUAAAGACUAUGCACAGCAAAAGUCAAGACUUCUUCAACCUAUCCCCCGAGGAAAAGAAGCUCUAUGCUCAACAACCUGGAAGUCUAGAAGGUUAUGGUCAAGCCUUUGUCAUCUCUGAGGAUCAAAAGCUGGAAUGGUGUGACAUGAUCUUCCUCAAGGCCAUUCCCGCUCAAACGCGAAAACUACAGUUUUGGCCAAAACAACAGCCUCACGGCUUCCGGGAAGCAUUAGAUACAUACUCCCAUAAUAUGAGGAAGAUCGCAGUUUCCAUAAUUGGGUUCAUCGCGAUGGCAUUAGGGCUCGAUGCAAAACGAUUCUCUGAAGCUUUUGAAGGCGGAAGCUAUGAUGUGAGGAUGAAUUGCUACCCGCCUUGUCCCGAGCCUCAAAGAGUUAUUGGUAUAUCAUCCCAUGCUGACAUAUCAGCGAUCACACUCUUGACUGAUUGUGGCAACAUCCCAGGACUACAAGUCCUAAAAGACGGCCAGUGGGUGUUUGUCGAACCCAUAACCAAUGGCGUCGUUGUAAAUAUUGGCAUCAUAAUGGAGGUAGUGAGCAAUGGAAUAUACAAAGCCCCUUAUCAUCGAGCAGCGGUAAAUAGAGAGAAAGAUAGGUUUUCAAUAGUGACGUUUUGCUAUCCGGAUUCAAAGUUUGAAAUUAAGCCGGCCGAACAACUGAUAAACUCAGACUCGAUGGCUUUGUACAAAUCAUUUACAUAUGGUGAAUAUACACAAAGCUUCUAUGAUCGCGCUAAACUCAGUGAUGACGGUGUUCCAUUCAUUGAUACAUUGAAAAUCUGAGUUUAAGGGAAGACUUCAAUUCCUGUAAGUUGGUCUUAGACUGUAACUUCCACAACCUGUUUUUUUUUUUUUUUUUUUUUUUUUUUUGUCAUGGAUUGAUAUAAAUUUUACACAGCAAUAAGUUGGAUUAUGCAUGAAACGAGUGUAUCGUGUGAGCACUAUGUGCCUAUUUGUAGAGAUUUUGUUCUUAAUUUCUACUUGCAUCAAGUGAACUAGACCAAUAA
This is a messenger RNA of Helianthus annuus (common sunflower), 1549 nucleotides long. RefSeq names its product protein SRG1. NCBI's taxonomy places the organism in Eukaryota, Viridiplantae, Streptophyta, Magnoliopsida, Asterales, Asteraceae. Bases 255 to 1325 code for a protein of 356 amino acids. The transcript is spliced from 4 exons. The record is from RefSeq and is a predicted model, not a curated record.